Paramecium pentaurelia is the source of this 1425-nucleotide messenger RNA. NCBI's taxonomy places the organism in Eukaryota, Ciliophora, Oligohymenophorea, Peniculida, Parameciidae. The record is from the annotation of a GenBank genome assembly.
AUGAAAAAAAUAUUGAAUACUAUUGACAAAAUCGAUAUAUUUGGUGUUCCUGUCAAUCUGUUGACUAAUUCUAAAGAUUUAUUCUAUCAAAGUAAGCUUGGUGGAAUAGUUACUCUUUUUGUUGGAAGUCUUGGUUUUGCCUAUUUUUUAUAUGUAAUAAUUUUAUGGAUCGAAAAUCAUCUACCUCCAAAUGUGAGUUUUAAAUAAUAAACAUUAUCGUAUGCAGAAUUUGAAAUAACAAACUCUGUUAUUCAAUUAGAAUUAUAAGAUUUUUCAGGUGAGGUAGAUCCUUUCAGAAGAGAAAACAAUAUCAUAACUCCUUAUUUAUAUAAAAUUAUAGAUAGAACAAUUAUUGAUAAGCCAAUUCCAUUAUUUAGUAGUGAAGAUAAACCAUUUAUUAUAUCAAUAGAUAAUGGAACUAUCGUUUUAAAUCAUGAUUAUUCUGGGCAAAAUGGUAGAUUCCUUAUGACAUAGUAUUUGUUAGUAUUCUAAAGUUGUUCUGAUAGUUUACUUGAAAAUGGAAGUUAUUGUGCUAAUGAGAGUGUAAUUAAUGAAUACUUAUCAAAAUUUCAUGGAUUUUUAUUCUUAAGCAUAAAAUUACAUUAACUAAACUAUUUUACAAGACAAUUGGAAGAAUUUAAAAAAUAAUAUUACACAGCCUUCUAACUAACUAAACCUUUGUAUUCUUAAGUUAUGCUUAAAUAAUAAGAAACUAUUAUUGAUGAUGGAAUCUUAUUUAAUAAUUAUUAAAAUUAUUACUUCUUAAACAAUUACGAAUUAAUAAAUUAAGAGGUUGAAAACUCUUUUACUUCUAAUGUGGUUAGCUAAAUGUCAUAGCAGAAUUAUAAAUUUAAUAAUUUUGGUUGUUAUUUAUUUAGAAUAGAUGAUAUUUCUAUUUCAGAAAAUGUCACAAUGCCUAAACUUGGUUAAGUGUUAGCUUAGGUUGGUUCAAUUGUACAAAUAAUAUUUAUGUUAAAAUAUAUUGCAUUAUAUUACAAUAAAGUGCUAUUAGAAAACGAAUUACUCCAUGAAAUAAUUACUAUGUAUUAUCCAGAAAUGAAAAAUAUAAAGUUGAACUUUUUGAACUAAUUUGAAUUUAAAGAUAAUUCAAUUAAGAGUAUUAAGAACCUUAAUUAAGAUUUUAAAUAUAAAUAUAAAAUCUUUUUAAAAAGAGCAAAAGUAAAAUGUAGAUUAAAUAACAUCUUGUAUGAGAUUUCAAGGAUAUAAUUUAUUCUUUAACAAUAAUUUGGUGACUAACUUUUGCAACAAAGUCAUUAAAUGGGAAGUAGACUUUCAAAUAAUUAUAUUGAUUAUGAACAUUGUAAGGAUUCUAAUAGAUUAACUGUAAAGCCAGCUAAUUCUUUAGAUAUUGAUAAUGACUUUGCUUUAUUAGAACCAUUAGAAAUAUUAUAAAAAUAACCCUGA